GCGCUGCUGCUGCUGGGGGCCGCGGCCCUGGCCUGCCUGGCCCUGGACCUCCUCUUCCUGCUCUUCUACUCCUUCUGGCUGUGCUGCCGGCGGCGCAAGAGCGACGAGCACCUGGAGGCUGACUGCUGCUGCACCGCCUGGUGCGUCAUCAUCGCCACGCUGGUCUGCAGCGCGGGCAUCGCGGUGGGAUUUUACGGCAAUGGAGAGACCAGUGACGGCGUCCAUCGGGCCACCUACUCGCUCCGCCACGCCAACCGCACGGUGGCGGGGGUCCAGGACCGCGUGUGGGACACCGCAGCGGCCCUGAACCGCACGGCCGAGCCCAGCCUGCAGAGCCUGGAGCGGCAGCUGGCCGGACGGCCCGACCCCCUGCGCGCCGUGCAGCGGCUGCGGGGCCUGCUGGGGACGCUGCUGGGCUACGCGGCCUCCGUCCCAUUUUGGAAGAACCCGGCGGUGUCGCUGCAGGCGCUGGCGGAGCAGGCGGAGCUCUACGACUGGUACAGGUGGCUGGGCUAUCUGGGCCUGCUGCUGCUGGACGUUGUCGUCUGCCUCCUGGUGCUGGUGGGCCUCAUCCGCAGCUCCAAGGGCAUCCUGGUCGGGGUCUGCUUGCUGGGGGUCCUGGCCCUGGUCAUCAGCUGGGGCACACUGGGCUUGGAACUGGCUGUGUCUGUGGGCUCCAGUGACUUCUGCGUGGACCCUGACACCUACGUGAGGAAGAUGGUGGGGGAGCACUCAGUGCUGAGUGAGGACAUCCUACAGUACUACCUGGCCUGCUCACCCCACGCCGCCAACCCCUUCCAGCAGAAGCUGUCGGGCAGCCACAAGGCCCUGGUGGAGAUGCAGGACAUGGUGGCUGAGCUGCUGAGGAGCGUCACACGGGAGCACCCAGCCACCAAGGACCCCCUGCUUCGCGUCCAGGAGGUGCUAAACGGCACCGAGGUGAACCUCCGGCACCUGACGGCCCUCGUGGACUGCCGCAGCCUGCACCUGGACUACGUGCAGGCCCUGACGGGCUUCUGCUAUGACGGCGUGGAGGGCCUCAUCUACCUGGCCCUCUUCUCCUUCGUCACGGCCCUCAUGUUCAGCUCCAUUGUCUGCAGCGUCCCACACACCUGGCAGCAGAAGAGGGGCCCCGAGGAGGAUGGGGAGGACGAGGCUGCACCGGGGCCACGGCAGGCACACGACAGUCUAUACCGCGUCCACAUGCCCAGCCUCUACAGCUGUGGCAGCACCUAUGGCAGUGAAGCCAGCAUCCCGGCCGCGGCCCACACGGUCAGCAACGCCCCGGUCACCGAGUACAUGAGUCAGAAUGCCAAUUUCCAGAACCCCCGCUGUGAGAACACCCCUCUCAUUGGGCGUGAGUCCCCACCACCCUCAUACACGUCCAGCAUGAGAGCCAAGUACCUCGCCACGAGCCAGCCUCGCCCCGAGUCCAGUGGCAGCGUGCACUAGACCGCCACCCCUGUGCCAAUCGCCCACCCUCCUGUGCCAGCACUGCUUCCAUCCGUGGCCACCUGCCUGCCGACCCUCCACACACCAGCUCUGGGCACAGCCGAGGCCCCACCCUGCUCUCCCUCCCCGCAGAGUCGUCCAGAAUGACCUCUGGGCCAGGCUUAGAAGGAAGGGUUCUGGGCCACCCCCAGCCUGGGUCACACACCUGGACAGAUGCUGCCACCAAACCUGGCCUCCCGCUCCACAGGUCCCUGUGCUGUCUUGGACCGCUGAGACCUGCUCUGUGCCAGGUGCCUGUGUCCUGACACACUCCUUCUGCUGAUGGCCUUCCAGCCUCGUACACCUCAGCCCUGGCCUUCCCUGACCCACCCCUUCCCUCCCACAGCCGCCAUUGUCUCCUGGUGCCGCCCUCGCCUGCUAGCCCCGUGCUUCUGUGGGUCACAUCUUAGUUCACAGGCCAGCAGGAGACCCGUGACUGACAUCGCUGGCCACUGAGGGACAGACCUGCACCUGCCUGCUUGUCUCGCACGUGUGGACUCCCCGCCCCCCACGCCCAUCUCUCUGCAGCAUCUCCGCCCACCUCCUCUGGUCCACACGGCUCACUGGCUCAGCCCUGCUUCUCCCGCCAGCUCCUCCUCCAGGGAGGCUCCCUUCUCUGCCUCACCCAGCACCUCUCUCCCUCAGCACCCGCCCUGCCUGAGGCAUCCGGCCUUCCCCGGACAGCAGGUGUCACACAGGGCCUCCCAGUGCUGGCCGCCUUGGUGCCAAACCCCUCCUCCCCCCUCCCCCCAGGACGUAGCAGCUUCCUGCGGUUUGUCUCUUGCACUAACCACAGUGUCCUCUCCGUGGCAGGCGGGCGGUGGGCCGAGCGCGAUGCUGCUCCCUUCCUUCCCUUCCUGUCUGCUUUCAACAGGACAGGUGCAGCGUCUCUAGGGCCCUGCCUCGGGCGCUGGACCUCAACUGGCUGUGAAUGUCCCCAGCCUCCGGUGCCCGUCUGGGGACUAACCACUAACCUCACUCCCAGCCUCCAUGGGUGCCCCUGGCUGACCAGAGCCAACAGGUCUAACCCCCGUCCAGCCUGGACCCAAGGCCCAGGACUGCAGUGGGGGUCCAGGACUGGAGUAGCUGUUUUCUUCGUGGGGUGCUGUUAGGAGGGGGCCAUAGAGGGUCCAGAGACCCCUCCUGGGCAGCUGCAGCCCAGGAGGACGGUGUCCUCAGGAGUCACUGCCCUGUGGACUUCGGACUUGGACUAAGGUCCCUGUGGCCGCAGUCUCCCUCCCUGUGAAGUGGGAACAGGCUUCCCCAAGGUGCUUUUGGUCCUAGCGUGUGAUCUUUGCUUGUGCUCCCGGGGUAGAAGCAACCGCAACCGGCAAGUCAGGACCCCGAGGCCCAGCCCCAGCCAGCUGGGACCACGCGGUCUGGUGCGGGCCUGGCCUGAGGGCCAGGGGCAGCCAGAGUGGGCGGCAACCGAGGCUCCGGCCCUACCGUGGGAGGCGGUUUACAGACCUCUGGUUCUCCCUGCUGGAGCCGCAGGGCAGCUGCCCAGUCCAGAACCGGCCUUGCUCCUCCCUAGGGGGAGGCUCCACCUGCCUUCUUCCAAACCCUUCUCUGUGCUGGUGUCUGGGACCAAAAGGAGGCUGGUGGGCCUAGGGCUGAGCCUGCGCAUCUGAGCCCUCAGGGCAGGACCUAACCUCAGCAGAGGGCUUCUACCCCCGGCCUCACCUGGCCUGGCUGCGGACCAGGAGAUGCAGCCAUGGGCAGCUUGCCCGGUGUCCUCCUGGCUCUCCUGGCCGUGCCUCCGGGGUGCCGUGCUCCCGGGUGCUCUGGGGCGGCUGAGGCCCCGGCUACCCACAGUGAAUGUAUAUAUAGCAUAAGAGGCGGGCACUGCCCAGCGUGGCUGUGGACCUGUGCUGUCUUGGGCGUCCUGACUGUCGUGUGCGUGCCCCAUCUGUGACUGCUCACCGAGGCUGAAGAAAGGAAGGGGCAAGUCGGGGUUCACGCCUCCACCCCAGUCGGCGGAGGGGGCUGCUCCUGCCCUGGUUUUCUUUUCAUUUUGAGUUUUGGGAAUCACUUGACCCCCAUCCCAGUGACCCUCCACACCUCCUGGGGGCGACAGGCCAGGGCCAGCUGCCAGUGACCAGCCCCGCUCCCACUCUGCCCAUGAGGACCCCGAAGCAUGGGAAGGGGAGAGGUCAGAGGAGCUCAGCCACCAGGCAGGUCCCUGGCCAGGCCAGGAGGAGGGGUCCAGCUGGGACAAGCGACUUUCUGCAGGUGUCCACCCCCAUGGCAGGUGGUGGACAGGCCUAGUUGGAAUCAACCCCAACCCUUUUCCCAGCCCCUGCCCCCCAUCUCACUAUGCAAUCCCCGUUCCAAGCACGGAGCCCCCCAGCCCCAGCUCUGCCCAGCUGGGAGGGCGUGGUGAGGCCACAGCCCCUGCGCCCGGGUGGCCGGGGCCUUUGGUGGGGCGUCUUUUUGUGUUGGACCCUAAUGGUUACGUGCCGUACCCCUGUGUUUGUCAUAUACACGAUUUAGUUACGACUCACCCCGGUUCACCUCCCCCACGCGCAGUGUGGGUCACCCCCGAGCGGAGACGGCCUGCUUCCCCUCCAGCCUCCAUAGGGCCUUGGCUGUGUGUCAUGUCGCUGUGUUUUUGUUUUUUAAAACUGGGUUUGGGGUUUGAUUUUUAUUUCUUUGAAGGGGGGGACUUUUAUUUUUCUUGGCAAAUACUAAAAUUCUCGUCAAUGUAAUAUCUGUGGUUUCUAUUCAGCUUGGGUUUCAUGUUUUAAAAUAAAAAUU
This is a messenger RNA of Castor canadensis (American beaver), 4248 nucleotides long. The record is from RefSeq and is a predicted model, not a curated record. Lineage: Eukaryota; Metazoa; Chordata; Mammalia; Rodentia; Castoridae.